This is a messenger RNA of Lingula anatina, 1590 nucleotides long. Its product is annotated as sodium-coupled neutral amino acid transporter 7. Lineage: Eukaryota; Metazoa; Brachiopoda; Lingulata; Lingulida; Lingulidae. Gene Ontology annotation, biological process: amino acid transmembrane transport. Gene Ontology annotation, cellular component: membrane. Gene Ontology annotation, molecular function: L-amino acid transmembrane transporter activity. The record is from RefSeq and is a predicted model, not a curated record.
GGCGACGAGCACACUAGAAGUUUGAGGAGGAUAAGGGCGAGCUAAGAAUUGCUUUUGCAUGGGACCUGCGCCAUAAUUUAAGAAAUAAUGGCGGUAAAUAAUACUUCUGUUAGGAGUGUCGAAUUUGAGAGCUCUGUGUCAAGAGAGGGAGGACCUUUCAACUUAAACGACGGUGAAUUAACUCCUAUUGUAAAGGGUGCCGCAGUUCAAAAAGGAACCUCAUGGGGAGCCUCUGUAUUCCUGGUAGUGAAUGCAGCACUGGGAGCUGGUCUCCUGGAGUUUCCUUAUGCUUACAACCAGGCAGGGGGAGUACUGGUAGCUGUAGUGGUACAGGCAGUGUUGAUGUUAUUCAUAUGCGGGGCCUUGGUAUUGCUGGCAUACUGCUCCGACAUACACCAGAGCGCCACCUAUCAGGAUGUUGUCUACGCCAUGUGUGGGAAGUGGGCUCAAGCUGCCUGUUCCCUCUGUAUCGUGCUCUAUUGUUUUGGGACUUGUAUAACAUUCUUUAUUAUCAUAGGGGACAACUGGGACAAAUUGCUUUAUAAAGUCAGGCCAGAUUUCUGCUAUAGCUGGUACAUGAAUCGCAAGUUCACAAUUAGUAUAACCUCUGUUCUCUUCAUUCUACCUUUGUGCUUUCCCAGAAGAAUUGAUUUCCUGAAAUAUGCUAGUGCCUUUGGCGUGUUGGCCAUAGUUUACAUAGUCAUACUCAUCCCUGUCAAAUAUUUUUAUGCUACUAAUUUGGAGAGUGUUGUUGUUAAAACAAGGCCAGACACAUGGAUGGAUGUGUUUCUAGUGGUGCCGACCAUUUGUUUUGGAUAUCAGUGUCACAUCAGUGUAGUGCCUAUAUAUUCCUGUCUGCAGAACAGAACUGUGAAGGAGUUUGCCAAAACUCUCACAGCUGCCAUAUUCAUCUGUCUCAUCACCUACACUGUAGGAGCAACUUUUGGUUACUUAAAUUUCGGAACUGCAGUCAAAUCAGACAUUUUGUCCUCUUAUAAUGCCACAGCAGAUGUCUUAGUCGCUGUGAGCAUGAUGGCCGCCAAGACAUACACAACUUAUCCAAUAUUAUUAUUUUGUGGCAGGGCUGCCUUUGAGAGCCUCUGGGUGGAGCUGUGGAAACUGACCCCAGAGGAUAUUGUCCGUAAAGAGACUCUGAGGAGGAUAAUCCAGACCAUCUUGUGGUUCGGCCUGUCCCUGCUUCUGGCUGUGGUCACCCCAAAUAUCGCAGUGGUCAUUGAUCUCCUUGGAGGUCUAGCUGCGGUCUUCAUCUUCACAUUUCCUGGUCUUUGUUUACUGCAAGUUGUGCUAACUCGCCAAAGAACUGAAAAGAAUAAACAUUCCCAGAGGGCACUAUUCAUCAUGGCGGUUAUGUACCUUAUCAUUGGCAUGUUCAUAUUUGGCGUAACUUUCUCGCAGUCCAUCAUGGAUGAUGUUCACAGUAAAUCCAGUAAAUCACACAAAACAAUCUGUGGAUAGUGUUGUCAUAUAACUCGAGAUUUGUUUAUUUUUGUUGAAUACAGAAAAGUUCACUAGAAUAGAAAGUUUGUUAGUUGCAGAGGAAUCUCCGCCAUUUUCUUAAAGUCUAUAAAU